Chroicocephalus ridibundus (black-headed gull) is the source of this 2131-nucleotide messenger RNA. RefSeq names its product bone morphogenetic protein 15 (gene BMP15). The coding region runs from base 374 to 1471 and encodes 365 amino acids. Gene Ontology annotation, cellular component: extracellular region. The record is from RefSeq and is a predicted model, not a curated record. The transcript has 2 exons. Gene Ontology annotation, molecular function: cytokine activity; growth factor activity. NCBI's taxonomy places the organism in Eukaryota, Metazoa, Chordata, Aves, Charadriiformes, Laridae.
GGUGGGCUGAGCGAGCUCGUCCUCCCCACCCAGCCCCCCACUUCACUCCCACUCCCUUGCCCCGGCACUUUUACAGCCCCCGUAGCCAGGCUCCUGGCCGGCUGUCUUUGCCCCUGGUCCGGGUUUUAGUCUAGAAUUUGCACCCCUUUUUGCAUAGAGAGCCUCCCACCUUUCUGUUCCUGUGCCAAGCUGAAGCAGCUGGCACAGUUGUCCUGGCUUGGUAGCAGCCGGCAGCACCCUGGGGUCUGCUCUUGCUGGUGCCCACAACUAGCUCUGCCUCUCCAGGGUGGGAGAAGCAUGACCGCAGGCUCCCCCUGAUCCUGCUGCCAGCCAGCCCCACCUCGCCCCGCUCACCCACUCUCCUGCACCUAUCAUGGCUUUGCUCCAUCCCUUUGCCAGCCUCCUCCUCCUCCUCCUUGCAGUGCCCCUUUCCCAGGCUGUAAACCAGUCCCUGCUGCCCCCUGGCUCCCUGCCUGGUGUCCCCCCACUGCCCCUCCUUCAGGCCCUGCAAGUGCGGGCACCGGACAGCCAGGGCUGGCAAGCGGGGCCAGCAAGCAGGCAGCCCCUGCGCUACAUGCUGAACUUGUACCGGCGUGCUGCCGACCGCGAAGGCCGACCCCGCCGUGGCCGCAGCCUGGGCACCAACACCAUCCGCCUCAUCUGGGCCAGCUCCCAUGGGGGUCAGCCCUGGGCAGGUCGCUGGUAUGUGCAGCCCCUCACCUACCGCCUGGAGGGCCAGCCCGAGGCCGAGCACCUCCUCCGAGCCACCAUGGUCUACCUGCCCAGCCUGCCGCUGGCCCGUGGUCGCCUCCUCUGUGCACUGGAGUUGGCCACCACUGGCGAGGCACCCGGGACACUGCUCAGCCCUGUCGCCCGCCCCCGCCAUGGCUGGGCCGAAGCGGACGUCACCCCAUACCUAGUGCCGGGGAACAGCAGCACGGGGAGUCUAGCGCUGCGACAUGUGUGUGUGCGUGCCGGACGGGCGGGGGGCCGUGAUGCCCCAGCGGCCCCCAGCCACCCCUUCCUCCUCCUCUACCUCAACGAUACCCGGGCGGGGCUGCCAUCUCCUGCAGCGGAGCCCCACCGGCACCGGCGCGAUGCAGGGAUGUUGGCCCAUGACCUGCCUGGCUACCUGCGGGAGCAGGGAGGGGGGAAAAGCGACUGCUCCCUGCGCCCCUUCCCUGUCAGCUUCGCCCAGCUGGGCUGGGACCACUGGAUCAUCGCUCCCCACCGCUACAACCCGCGCUAUUGCAAGGGCUCCUGUCCCCGCCUGCUCCGCUAUGACUACCACGCACCCAACCAUGCUGUGGUGCAGAGCUUCGUCCAUCAGCUGGUGGAUGCCAACGUGCCUCGGCCCUCCUGUGUCCCCUACCACUACAGCCCCAUCAGCGUCCUCAUGAUCGAGCGUGACGGCGGCAUCCUCUACAAAGAGUAUGAGAACAUGAUUGCAGAGUCCUGCACCUGCCGGUAACGCCUGCUGCCCUGGCACAUCACCCGUGGGCUCUGCCUGUCCCUGCUGGAUCUGGACUUUAGGGUUUGUCUUGCUCUGCCUGGGGCGGGUUCAUCCCCCACUCCCUGCGUGGCACUGCUCUGCAGGAAGGUUUUACAAUGGCAUUUUUAUGUAAAUUGUAGGUUUUUAAAGGCAGUAGCCUGUGCUGGGGCAGUUGCCCUGUGGCAUCUGUCCUUCCUGCAGCCCCACGGCCGCUGCCUGUUUUUGGGGGGCAGGGGGGCUUGGCCUGAUGCUCCCGGGGAAGAGUUGGGUCCCUGGACUGGGGCACGAAGCUCUUAGGAGGUAGCUGGGGGUUUCCCGGUGGAGCCAGGGUGGGGAGGGAGAGUGGUCCAGGUGUUCCUGUGCUUGGCACCAAGGAGGUGCCAUCAGUAUCUGGUGCAACCCUGCCCAUGGGACUCCUUCCCAGCUCACGUGCACCCCGUUCCUCUCUAGUCCCAGCUGCGACGGCAUCUCACUGGGCUGGGAAUUGGGCUUGGGGGGGAAGCCCCUCUCCUCCCCUGCAGUUCUACUCUGGAGGACUGUGAAAACUGGAGGGACCUGAGCUGCCAGCUCUGCUCCCAGUGCCAGGGCCAGGCAGCUGCCUGCUCUGGGCUCUGCCCACUGCUUCCUCUGCCACCCCUG